Molecule: messenger RNA, 2562 nt
Organism: Trichoderma breve
Lineage: Eukaryota; Fungi; Ascomycota; Sordariomycetes; Hypocreales; Hypocreaceae
Product: peptidase family m1 domain-containing protein
Exons: 5
Coding region: 1-2562 (853 amino acids)
Biological process (GO): proteolysis; peptide catabolic process
Cellular component (GO): cytoplasm
Molecular function (GO): metalloaminopeptidase activity; zinc ion binding; peptide binding
Source: RefSeq, a predicted model, not a curated record
AUGGCUAAUCGAGAUAUUUUGCCUGUCUCUCUGAGGCCUUCUAACUAUUCUCUCAUUAUUACCAAUUUGGACUACAACACAUGGACUUAUACGGGAUUUGUAGAAAUCAACGGAGAAUUCACUUUACCCACAACCAAGGUGGUACUCAAUGCCUUGGAUCUCGAAAUUAACAAAACAACACUAUCCUACGACUCUACAAUCUCUGAAGCCAUAUCGAUUGCCCACGAUGAUCAAGUACAACAAGCAACGAUAACUUUCAAAGAAGAAGCACCUGUUUCCAAGCCAUCAAAAUUAUCAUUGAGCUUUACUGGCAAAAUCCGUCAUGACAUGACGGGCUUUUAUCGGUCAAAAUACACACCUGCUACUCCUGCCGCUGCUUCCACACUCGGCUCUGAUGCCUCUCACUAUAUGCUCAGCACCUUCUUUGAGCCUGGGUAUGCACGAAUGGCUUUGCCUUGCUUUGACGAGCCGAAUCUAAAGUCCCCCUUUGAUCUGGCCAUUGAAAUACCCGGAGAUCAAGUUGCACUAAGUAAUAUGCCUGUCAAGAAGAUCACCCCUGUGGUCGACAAACAAAACCGAGUGCUUGUUACUUUCGAGCGCUCUCCCAUUAUGAGUACCUAUCUACUAGCAUGGGCAGUUGGCGAUUUUGAAUACGCCGAAGCAUUUACAGACCGUCUAUACUCAGGACGUCCGCUGCCUGUCCGGGUUUACACAACCAGAGGAUUAAAGCACCAAACUCAAUGGGCUUUACAACACGCAACCAAGUUCAUUGACUAUUUCAGCGAAAUAUUUGGCACUGAUUACCCUCUUCCCAAGUCAGACAUCUUGGCAGUACACGAGUUUUCUAGCGGUGCCAUGGAAAACUGGGGUUUGGUGACAUAUCGUGUCAGUGCAAUCUUGUUUGAUGAGCAAACCUCCGAAGAGAGAUUCCGAGAUCGCAUCGCGUACGUUGUGGCUCACGAACUCGCUCAUCAGUGGUUCGGCAACUUGGUUACCAUGGAUUGGUGGGAUGAUCUGUGGCUUAACGAGGGAUUUGCUACUUGGGCAGGUUGGCUGGCCGUUGCUCACGUCCAUCCAGACUGGGAAUUUUGGACCCGAUUCGUUAAUGAGGGGAUGCAGUCAGCAUUCGAGGCAGAUUCUAUUCGUGCCUCGCAUCCAAUUCUAGUUCAGGUUGGAAAUGUUUCAGCUGUAUCUCAGCUUUUCGAUCUAAUCAGUUAUCGCAAAGGCGCGUCUAUUAUUCGUAUGCUUGCGAGUCAUAUCGGCUUAAAUACGUUCCUUGAUGGUAUAUCACUAUACCUCAAGCAACAUGCAUAUGGUAAUGCAGUCACAGACAACUUAUGGGACGCACUAUCUGAGGUUUCCAAGGUGGAAGUAAGGGAUUUUGUGCAGCCGUGGAUUCAGAAUAUGGGCUUCCCUGUUGCAUCUAUAGAAGAAAACGGGAACCAAAUCACCGUGAGACAAACCAGGUUUCUCUCAACAGGUGAUGUAAAACCCGAAGAUGAUACAACCGUCUGGUGGCUUCCACUAUCUCUCAAAGAUGUCUCUGAAAAGCAAAACACAUCAAACACAACUCUAGCUCAAAAACAAGAUACUUUCAACAUCGACAAGGAAUUUUAUAUCAUCAAUGCCAAUGCGAUUGGAUUUUAUAAAGUUAAUUAUCCUCCCGAGCGCCUAUCCAUUAUAGCUUCUCAGCUAAAUCGACUCAGCACCGAGGACAAGAUCUUCAUCGUCAGCUCGGCUGCGGAUAUGGCGUUUGCAGGCCUGAGCAACACAGCAGCGAUGUUGGAUUUGUUGAAAGCAUUUGGAAACGAGACGCACUACCGAGUGAUUAAACAGGUCUUGGACUCCGUCAACGUUGUCCGCUCUAUCUUUUAUCAUGACGAUGGCAUUAAAAGAGGGUUGGAUAAAUUCAUCCUUCAGCUAAUUGAAAAGAAUCUUGCGCUCUGUGGAUGGGAUACUCGACCAGAUGAAGACUAUAAUACAACGUUGACGCGAAGUCAAUUGCUUCUCGCAGCUGGGGCAAGCGGGCAUCCAAAUAUCUCAACAGAAGCAAAUCGCCGGUUUGUUGCUUACAAAUAUAAUCCCAUUUCUGAUCCUAUUCCUGCAAACCUUCGAGCCAUUGUCUUCCGAAUUGCUGUAGAAACAAAUCCUGUGGACGCUGUUCCCUUCAUCAUUGAGGAAUGGGAAAAUACGACCACUAUUGACGGGAAAGAAAUAUGUCUUACGGCGCUCGGCUACACAAAAGACUUGCAACUUGUCGAAUCAGAUAUCGUGCCUCCUGGUGAUAUGCAAUUCCUAGCGACAUCUCUCGCCGACAAUCCUGCAACUCGCCUCUUGCAAUGGACUUGGAUGAAGACCCAUUGGUCAAGCAUUGAGACGAAGAUUGGAAAGAAUUCUAGUCUUUUGGACCGCAUAGUUGGCGCAGUGCUUCAGACGUUGACUGAUGCAUCAACAUUGAUAGAAAUUGAGAGCUUCUUUAAAGAUAAAGACACUACUGCUUUUGCCCGCGCGUUGGAGAUAGAACUUGAAAUAGACAUUUUAGAAGCCAAUAUGGCUGGAUGA